AGAGGAAAAGAAAUGGAGACGGGCAGUGGUGGCCGGCGGCAUGCUGAGGUAGAAGAAGCUCCGGUGACCGGCAAAAUGGAGUGGGGAUGGCCGGAUCUACGCCAUGGUGGAGGGGAUUCGCGAAGAAAGAGCCUAGAAUUCAGAAAGAAAGAGGGGUUUGGCAGGCCUGGCCCAAAAAUUCCGGCCCAGCCUCGGUCGGCCAUCUCGACUCUCCACCCUGAGUCCGUGAUUCAUUCCAGCAGCAAACCAUGGCGUCGUCCAAGCUGCAGCUGCCGGCGGACGACAGCGUCCUGCUGCUCCUCACGCACUCCAACCUCUCCACCUUCGCCGCCGACAUCCGCAUCUCCCAACAGACCACCGUCGAGGCGCUCAAGGACAAGCUCUGGCGCAAGACCGGCACCGCCGUCGCCUCCAUGCGCCUUGAGCUCCGCGACGAUACCGGUGCCAAGAUCGCCGACCUCGAUGACGACUCCGCGCCCCUUGCAGCCUACGCCCCCUACAACGGGUACCGAAUCCAUGUCGUUGAUCUCGAUCCUUCCUCCGUGACCUCUGGUGGCUGGUUGGAAGACACUUCCCUAGUCGACAAGUACAAAAUAUCAGAUGAAGCAUAUGAUAAGCUCGGCACGAACUUUCGAAAAUUCAAAGAAAGGAUGGUCCCCAAAAACCCUACAUCAGAUGAUAAAGAACAAUCAGAAAAGCUUAUGGAGGAAUUGUGCUCCAAAAUCAAGGUGGGGGAUAGAUGUGAAGUUGAGCCAGGUGCCAAGAGGGGCACUGUAAAAUUUGUUGGCAGAGCUGAAGCUCUUGGGCGUGGAUUCUGGGUUGGAGUGCAGUAUGAUGAGCCACUUGGAAAGCACGAUGGCAUGGUGAAAGGCAUUCGCUUCUUCGAGUGCCCACAAGGAUAUGGGGCAAUUGUCAGGCCAGAGAAAGUAAAGGUUGGCGACUUCCCAGAGAGAGACCCAUUUGAAGAAGAGGAGAUAUAGGGUGUGCUUUUGUUGUAUUUGCAAAUGAUCCUCUGAUGUUCCUAUGCUUGAAGCUUACAUCGUUCUCCAGUGGUAGUGAAAUUCAUUUUGAGGAUGCUCUAGAGUUUGGUGUCCGCGUGUGUGCGCUGGUAUCUUGUUGGUCAGAUUAAGUAACUUGUUCAGUGCGUAGAUGGUUGCUGGGGAUCCAAACCAGAUGCUGCUGCGCUCUCUUGUCAGCGCCUUGAUAUUUCUUCUUCUUCACAUGAGAGUUGACAUAGAUAGGCGUUUGACUUUA
This is a messenger RNA of Phragmites australis (common reed), 1254 nucleotides long. Its product is annotated as tubulin-folding cofactor B-like. Gene Ontology annotation, cellular component: nucleus; cytoplasm; microtubule plus-end. Lineage: Eukaryota; Viridiplantae; Streptophyta; Magnoliopsida; Poales; Poaceae. The transcript is spliced from 9 exons. The record is from RefSeq and is a predicted model, not a curated record. Gene Ontology annotation, biological process: post-chaperonin tubulin folding pathway; tubulin complex assembly; cytoplasmic microtubule organization. Bases 249 to 980 code for a protein of 243 amino acids. Gene Ontology annotation, molecular function: microtubule plus-end binding; alpha-tubulin binding.